CAUUCGCCGAAGCGCGUUCGUAAUGAAAGGAGCGCGGGAGCGGCGGCGGCUGUGACUUCCUCGCUCCGCGGCAGUAGCACCAUCCACAUUCACAUUGUGUGGAGGAAAGCGGCAGCACGUUGUUGCCUUCUCCGCGCUCAACUUUACAAUCAUUAAACGCUCUCUUGGUCGGGGAGAUACUACAUUCAGAGCCACAAGCCACCCUCUCAGAGGUCUGUGAGUGAACCCUGUCUGCGCAAACAUGUCGGCCUCGGCGGCAAAAGUGAGUAAAAAGGAGCUCAACUCUAACCAUGACGGAGCGGACGAAACCUCCGAGAAAGAGCAGCAAGAAGCUAUUGAACACAUUGAUGAGGUUCAAAAUGAAAUUGACAGGUUGAAUGAACAGGCCAGUGAGGAAAUCCUCAAAGUAGAACAGAAGUACAACAAACUCCGUCAGCCGUUCUUUCAGAAGAGAUCAGAACUGAUAGCCAAAAUUCCAAACUUCUGGGUCACCACAUUUGUCAACCAUCCACAAGUAUCGGCUCUAUUGGGGGAGGAAGACGAAGAAGCACUUCAUUACCUGAGCCGAGUGGAAGUCACAGAGUUUGAAGACAUCAAGUCAGGCUACAGAAUAGAUUUUUAUUUUGAUGAAAAUCCGUACUUCGAAAACAAAGUUCUUUCCAAAGAGUUUCAUCUGAAUGAGAGUGGAGAUCCAUCUUCAAAGUCGACAGAAAUCAAAUGGAAGUCAGGAAAGGACUUGACCAAACGCUCAGGUCAGUCACAGAACAAAGCAGGGCGGAAGAGGCAACAUGAAGAGCCUGAGAGCUUCUUCACCUGGUUCACUGAUCAUGCUGAUGCUGGUGCCGACGAGCUUGGUGAAGUCAUCAAGGAUGACAUCUGGCCGAACCCUCUGCAGUACUACCUGGUUCCGGAUAUGGAUGAUGAGGAGGGUGAAGGGGAGGAUGAAGAGGAAGAUGAAGAGGGCCUGGAAGAUAUUGAUGAAGAGGGAGAUGAAGAUGGAGAGGAGGAUGAAGAUGAUGAUGGAGAAGAUGGAGAGGAUGACGAUGGUGAAGAUGACUAACAAAAUUACUUUCAACUUCAACAGAUGCUCAAACUUUCUAUCCUGUUUGGUUUUACACUUGUGUUCGGGAGCAAAGUUUUUGUUUUUUGUUUUUUAAAUAUAUAUUUUUGUUUUGAACCAUGUGUGUGCUUCAACCACAUUCUGAAGCCUUUUUAUCUAUGGGUGCCAUAAUCUGUUCUUCUUGAUUCAUUUUAAAGCCAAUGGCACUGAAUUGUGAGUAACAUCCCUGAAAAGUCAUCAAAAAGAAAAGCUAAUAAGUAUUAUCAUAGAGCAACAUGGAAACCUGAGUAGAAUUUAAAGAUAAUUCACACAGAAUUCCUCGAUUGUGUGGUAAAGUUGACUAAAGCCAUGGUGUAGUGACCUAGUGGUAGCAGACCUCAAUAUUUUCCCUUUUUUUUUUUAGUUGGGGUUUUGUACCCUUGAAGAAGAAAAUGUUGUUUUGUUCCCCAUUUUGAUUAACAAGUUCCAGCUCAUUCUUUGACUUGUAAUGUUCUGGGGGGCAGGGUCAGAUGUGGAUGGGAUGGGUGUUCGUCGGUUUUCGGGGAGAGUUAUUUUAACAUCAGUUUUACAGGACUUUUUAUUUUCGUUCUUUUAUUUUCUUUUCAUUGUAUUGUUUUACAGAUAUCCAUAAAAAUUUGAAAUGACAUUUUUAAUAAAGGACAAAA
Messenger RNA from Cynoglossus semilaevis (tongue sole), 1725 nucleotides. RefSeq names its product protein SET. The record is from RefSeq and is a predicted model, not a curated record. The coding region runs from base 242 to 1060 and encodes 272 amino acids. Gene Ontology annotation, biological process: nucleosome assembly. The transcript has 8 exons. Lineage: Eukaryota; Metazoa; Chordata; Actinopteri; Pleuronectiformes; Cynoglossidae. Gene Ontology annotation, cellular component: nucleus.